GCACUACAUGUCCCGUGGUUCGUGGCGCGGCGGAGCGGGGCCGAGCAGCCCCGGCGGUGCCGCUGCCGGCGCGGGGGGGCCGGGCGGGGCCGGGCCGGGCAGGUGGAGCGGCCCCAUGGAGCGGCCGAAGAUGGCGGAGCUGGAGAGCCUGGAGACGGCGGCGGAGCACGAGCGGAUCCUGCGCGAGAUCGAGAGCACGGACACGGCCUGCAUCGGCCCCACGCUCAGGUCGGUGUACGACGGGGAGGAGCACGGGCGCUUCAUGGAGAAGCUGGAGGCGCGGAUCCGCAACCACGACCGCGAGAUCGAGAAGAUGUGCAACUUCCACUACCAGGGCUUCGUGGACUCCAUCACCGAGCUGCUCAAGGUGCGCGGCGAGGCCCAGAAACUCAAGAACCAAGUGACCGACACCAACCGGAAGCUGCAGAACGAAGGGAAAGAGCUGCUGCUGGCCAUGGAGGAGCUGAGGCAGUGCCGCCUGCAGCAGAGGAACAUCUCGGCCACGGUGGACAAGCUCACGCUGUGUCUCCCUGUGCUGGAGAUGUACAGCAAGCUGCGGGAGCAGAUGAAAUCCAAGAGGCACUACCCAGCCCUGAAGACCCUGGAGCACCUGGAGCACACGUUCCUGCCCCAGGUGAGCCACUACCGCUUCUGCCAGGUGAUGGUGGAGAACAUCCCACGGCUGCGCGAGGAGAUCAAGGAGCUCUCCAUGUCCGACCUCAAGGACUUCCUGGAGAGCAUCCGCAAGCACUCGGACAAGAUCGGCGAGACCGCCAUGAAGCAGGCACAGCAGCAGAGGAACCUGGACAACAUCGUGUCCCAGCAGCCCAGGAUUGGCGGGGGGAAGAAAUCCAAGAAGGAAUUCAGCGCCAGCUCCGAGCUGGAGGUGAAGAACACCAGCCCCAUGUCGGAGCAGGAUUCGGGGAUCCUGGAUGUGGAGGAUGAGGAUGAGGAGGAAGAGGUGCCUGGAGCCCAGGAUUUGGUGGAUUUCUCCCCGGUCUAUCGAUGUCUCCACAUCUACUCCGUCCUGGGAGCCCGGGAGACCUUUGAGAGCUACUACAGGAAGCAGAGGAGAAAACAAGCGCGGCUGGUGCUGCAGCCUCCCUCCAACAUGCACGAAACUUUGGAUGGCUACAGGAAGUAUUUCAACCAAAUUGUAGGGUUUUUCGUGGUGGAGGAUCACAUCCUGCACACCACCCAGGGCCUGGUCAACCGGGCCUACCUCGAUGAGCUGUGGGAGAUGGCCCUGUCCAAAACCAUCGCCGCCCUGAGGACUCACUCCUCCUACUGCUCCGACCCCGGGCUGGUGCUGGACCUGAAGAACCUCAUCGUGCUCUUUGCUGACACGCUGCAGGGCUACGGCUUCCCCGUGAACCAGCUCUUCGACCUGCUGCUGGAGAUCCAGGAGCAGUACAGCGAGACCCUGCUCAAGAAAUGGGCAGCAGUGUUCAGAAAUAUCCUUGACUCAGACAACUACAGCCCCAUCCCGGUGUCGAGUGAAGACGUUUAUAAGAAAAUCGUUGGACAGUUCCCAUUCCAGGAUGCUGAACUUGAAAAGCAACCCUUCCCAAAGAAGUUCCCCUUCUCGGAGUUCGUGCCCAAGGUUUACAGCCAGAUCAAGGAGUUCAUCUACGCCUGCCUCAAGUUCUCCGAGGACCUGCACCUCAGCUCCACGGAAGUCGAUGACAUGAUCAGAAAAUCCACAAAUCUGCUGCUGACCCGGACCCUGAGCAACUGUUUACAGAAUGUCAUCAAGAGGAAAAACGUUGGCCUGACAGAGCUCGUGCAGAUCAUCAUCAACACCACCCACCUGGAGAAAUCCUGCAGGUUCCUGGAGGAGUUCAUCACCAACAUCACCAACGUGCUCCCCGAGACCGUGCACACCACCAAGCUCUACGGGACCACCACCUUCAAGGACGCCCGGCACGCCGCCGAGGAGGAGAUCUACACCAACCUGAACCAGAAGAUCGACCAGUUUGUGCAGCUGGCCGACUACGACUGGACGGCGCCGGAGCCGGGCAGCAGGGCCAGCGAUUACCUGGUGGACCUGAUCGCCUUCCUGCGCAGCACCUUCGCCGUGUUCACCCACCUCCCGGGGAAGGUGGCCCAGACCGCCUGCAUGUCGGCCUGCAAGCACCUCUCGACGUCGCUGCUGCAGCUGCUGCUGGAGGCCGAGGUGCGGCAGCUCACGCUGGGGGCCCUGCACCAGUUCAACCUGGACGUGGAGGAGUGCGAACAGUUUGCCAGAUCCGGCCCAGUGCCUGGGUUCCAAGGGGACACGCUGCAGUUGGCCUUCAUCGACUUGAGACAACUCCUGGAUCUGUUCAUCCAGUGGGAUUGGUCGACGUAUUUGGCCGACUACGGGCAGCCCACGUGCAAGUACCUCCGUGUGAACCCCACCACCGCCCUCGUCCUGCUGGAAAAGAUGCGGGACACCAGCAGGAAGAACAACGUUUUCGCGCAGUUCCGGAAGAACGAGCGGGACAAGCAGAAGUUGAUCGACACCGUGGCCAAGCAGCUGCGCGGCCUCAUCAACAGCCACCACUCCUGAGGGGCCCGGGAUCCCCUUCCCGCUGCCCGGACUUCGGGAAUCCCGUCCCGAGAGAAGAUUUGUAUUUUUUUAUUCGCCUUGGAAAAGUCUCCGCGGAGCCUCCCCCCGGCGGCAAAGCGCUCCCGGCGGGACAGUCCCGGGAGGAGAGGUGGUGGCAGGAGUCUCCUGGAUAAACUCCUAUUUUCAGGGGUUUAGGAAGGGAUGGGAAUUCUUGGAGCCUGGGAGGAGUUCGCACCCGGGCUGGGUUGGUUUGUUUUGUUAUUUUUCAAAGCCAAAUUGAAGGGACCAUCCUGCCUUUUGUUAAUUUAUUCCCUUGGAAAACAGAAAUCUGGGAAGAGCCGUGGGUCUGGGUUCUCUGGGCAGGGGGGUGAGGGUCACCCUGAGCGUGUCCUGUGGUUUGGAUUUAGGCAGGAAAAAGGGAUUUCCCAGGUUUUUUCCUUCUCCCCCUCCAGGGGCUGAACUCCACAUUAGUCUGCAAAUCCCUGGAAUCGCGACCCUUUCCCACAUGUCUAUAACCAUCCCUGAGCUCCACUCCGGGACCUGCCAGGGGCUCUGGGAUCAUGGAGAAGGGUUUGGAGUGGCCUCCUCCAUGAGAUAUGGGAAGGGACAGCCGAAGGAUAAUCUGGGAAUGUGUCCUGUGGCACCGCUCCGGGGCUGGGCUGCUGGACACAUCCAGGGAUGGGGAUCCAGAGGGGAUGGAUGCUCCACAGGGAUGGAGGGAAGGCACACUGGGAUCUCCCGGUGUCCAGGAGGGGUUUUUCCCUCUCUUUCCCAUGCUGGUGUCCCAUCUUCCCUCUCCUCCUGAUGGUUCCAUGGGGAAGACUUCCCUGGGUCCCCCUGGUUGGAGCUGGAGCAGUGGGAAUCUCCUGGAGGCAGUGGAAGAUUCCCCACGGAGCAGGGCUGCUCCAAAGUGCCUGUGGAUAAAAUUCCCCCUGUCCCUACAUCCCCAAAAACCCUCUGCUCAAACCAGGCAGCCACCAGCGGGAUUUAAUCCCAGAAUUCCUGUUCCAGACAGGGAUUUUCGCUCUUCUCAUCCUGUCACCCUCUUGCCUCUAAUUCCUCUCAUUGUCCAGCCACAUUCCCAAACCCUUGAAGGGAAUUCCAGUCUCCCUGGUGGUUGUGGGAGCCCUGGGAGUGCUGCUCCUGUGCCCAUUCCCAACCCUCUGGAUGCACCGAUCCAGAGGUUUUGGGGUUGGUUUUCAUUUAGAGAAGGUUCCUUUGGCUCAAUCCCAAAAUUAAAUGGGAACACGGUCGGGAAUGACCCCCUGGAGCUCUUGGGCUGUCCCAGCCAUCUCCAGCUGCAGGGACCAAGGGAUUGUUUUCAUUAAGAAGAGGUGAAAUUUGUAAUUCCCUGGUUUUGGAGAGGGAUCGGAGGUUCCUUGUGAACUCCUCUUGGAGGGAUGUGGAAGAGGGAUGGAGGGAAAAGCGGCAGGUGAAGGAAGGUUGGAGUCAGCGUGGCCAGAAAGGGAUCGGCUUUGGAGACACCUCUGGAAACGACCCAGAGGGACAAGGGACGGGAAUUCUGGGCUGGAGAAGGAGCAGAACCCCCGGGAUACAGGGAAGGGAUUUGGUGCUGCUAUCCUGGAAUUCCAUUUUCCCCUCCUACAUUUCACUCCACGAGGCAUUCCCACAAAAAAUCCCCGGCACAGCCGAGGCAAGGCCUCAUUCCAGAUGCUCCAGGCAGCUCCCACCCUUCCCAAACCCACCCCAGGCUCCCCUCCCGUCCCCCUGAGCUGCAAUUCCAGGAGCAGCAACCUGGGAUGGGCUCUCCUUGGAGAAACCAGGAUUGGGAUCCUCCAAAGCAGCUCCUGGCGCUCGGGAUUUGCUGCUGGAAAAGUCAAAUCCAGCCCAGGGGGAGACUCAGGGCGUUCCUGAUCUCGGGAGGUCAAGAGCCGGAACCCCCAGUCAGAGCCCGGGAUGAAAAAUGGGAUUUUGGGACUCUGGUCCCAAUUAACUUUUUGUUCUGAUGGGGAGAUGCAGCUCCAUCCCCUCCGAACAAAAUUAAUCUUUUAAACAGAUUGCCCAAAAAAAAGGAAAACCCUGGAAGACAUCCCAAAUCCCCUCUCAGUCUCUUCCUAAUGAUGGGUGUCCUCCGACACGGAUGGAAUUGCUUAGGAGGGAAAAGUCACUGCAGGGAAUUUAAAAAGGGGGAUGGGAAACGGGGGCAGGACCCAAAUCCUAGAUUUCCACCUUCCCAAAAUAAAUAACGCUGGUCUCACACCUCGCUCCACAUCCACUGAACAUUCCUUGGUGGAUUAUAUUUUGUAAGAAAGGAAAAUUGGAUUAUCCCGUCAUUUUUCCCGGCUCCAGCAGAUAUAUUCCAGCACCAGAGGGGAAAAAAUGAUAUUUUAAAUGAUAUUUAAAUGAUAAACGCCAAAUUUGGCUUCCCAAGAAGCUUCUUUCCUUCCUCAGGAGCUGCCAGGCAUUCCGGGAGCUGGGAAUAAUCCUAUAAAAGGUGUCUAAAGUGGGAAUCUGCAGCCCAACCCACCCGUAGGAUGUUCUCCCUGAGCCAUCAGCAGCUGUGAGGUGGGAAAGGAGGGCUUUUCCUGGGAUUUUGGGGUAUUCCUGGGCCUGCAGUUCAAGCCAGCUGCUCCCAGGGAUUUUUGCACUUUGUUCCAGAUCCAAUGCCAGCUCCCGCUGGGAUGGGGCUGGGAGGAGUUGGGAUGCUGCUGCUUUGGGGUUGUUUUUUCCGGGAUCAGGUGCUCUGGGGAAGGUGGAAUUCCGGGCAGGGGCUCUGGGAAGGGUCACGGAGGCCCCAGAUUCCUUGGAAGGUGCUGGGAAGCGAGGCUGGGAUGGAGCCGGGGCCGUUCUGGGGCAUCGCUGCUGUCACAUCCCUCGUGCUGAAGUGUUGGGAUCAGAUUCCAAACAGAUCCCAAAUCCCAGGCAGAGAUUCCUCACCCCUGGAUGUCUCUGCCGGGCUUUUCCUGUCAGUCCUGGUUGGGUUUGGGGCUUUUUUUUUGGACCUUGGAGGGGUUUGGAGUAUCCAAGCACCGUCCCACACUCCCGUUGGAAUUGUGUCCCACCCCUGGGUGCUGCGGGAUUUUUGGGAUCUCUAUCCCACUUUUCUUAUGGCUCCAUGGGGCCUGGCACGAUUCCAUGUUUAUCCCACUGCUGGCAGCUCCAAGGGAACACAAAUCCCUCAAAUCCCAUCCCAAAUGACUCCGGGAUGGUCCCAGCUCCGCUGGGAACGCCGUGGAUCAGCGGGAAGCGACCCCAGCACACCGGGAUUGGCUGGGAUUGGCCGGGAUUCCCCCCAAAAAUACCGGGAUGGGGAGGGGGAGCUCAGGGGAGCUUCCUUCACCCCAAAGCUGCUGCUCCAAUCUCCACCCCCACCUGCAGCUUCCCAAAAAUUCCAUGGGCAGCUCUGGAAUCCUGUCCCGUCCAAGCUGCUCCCUGCCUUGGCUCAUCCCUCAGAUUCUGUUUUGCCAGGAAAACCCCCCUGACUCCCAUCCCUCCCUGCCAGCUGCCGGAGCUGCCUUUUCCCGUUGAUUUUGGGGUGCAAGGGUCUGAUUUUGGGAACCGAGGUGGUGAAAACAGCUUUUUUUGCACAAGUCGUUGCACAAGAAGGGGAAAAUUUAGCAAAUUAGGUUUAACUUUAAAGGGAAUUUUGUUGAGUUUUUGUUUUUUCCUUAAAACUCGCUAGCAGAGCUACUGAUUCCAAGAGGAGAAGGAGCUGGAAUGGUUGGAGGAAGGACUGCAUGGUUGUUUACAGGUUCAAUUCUGUUAGAAAUUAGCAUGUUGGACAUUUAUCCUGGUGUAAUUCCAAUUAAACAAAUACAGCAUUUAACUGUUUCA
Prinia subflava (tawny-flanked prinia) is the source of this 6346-nucleotide messenger RNA. RefSeq names its product exocyst complex component 6B (gene EXOC6B). Gene Ontology annotation, biological process: Golgi to plasma membrane transport; exocytosis; intracellular protein transport. The coding region runs from base 8 to 2551 and encodes 847 amino acids. NCBI's taxonomy places the organism in Eukaryota, Metazoa, Chordata, Aves, Passeriformes, Cisticolidae. Gene Ontology annotation, cellular component: membrane; exocyst. The record is from RefSeq and is a predicted model, not a curated record. The transcript is spliced from 22 exons.